AUGAAUGAGAUCGAGAGUCAUGGUUCAGGGAUAUUGGCAAGGAUGAAAUCGAAGAGCUGGAAGGAUAGGCUGGAUGUGUAUGAGGAGCUUCGUGGGAUUUGGCGAGACGGAGGAGAGGUGGAUAGGGAGGUUGUUAGGGUGAUGCAGAAUGAAAGUAACAUUCCGGCACUUGAGAUGGCGAUAGAUGCGCUUCUGAAUGUACGGGACCUUUGUGUUGGCGACAUUAAGAAGAUAUUUCUGAACAUUGGGAAUGCCAAGACGAGUGUCAAGGCACGGAUGGAUGCGCUUAUUGAUAAUAUUGAGGAUACAGAGGGGCUGGCUGAAGUUUUUUGUGAGCUAAUGAGCGGAAAGUCGCCAAAGAGUGUAUCGGCAGCUGUACAGGCUACUAGCGAGCUUGUUAGGAAGAGAGGAUGUGAUCUGGGAAGAGUUGGCAAGAAGCUAGCGGAGGUGAUGGGCAAUACGGACAAAGGAGUGCGGAAUGAGGGAGCUAAGCUUUGUGUGGAGCUGUACAAGAGAAACGGAGAGUCUGUUUUGGCGUAUUUAGAUGGGCUGAAGCCUAUUCAAAAGAAGGAGCUGAUGGAGGAGUUUGCGAAAUGCGAGGUUGUGUGCAGUGAAGAGGUAUGCUGUGAACCUGAGAAUGUAUGUUUGGAAGUGUUAAAGGAUUGCGAGGAUGAGAACUGGAAGGUUAGGCUGGAGGCAAUGAAGAGUCUAAAGAGGAUUUCGAAGAAUAUGGAAUGUACGGGAGAGAUCAGCAGGCUCUUGAGUAGAAGAAUUGGAGAUGUGAACAAUCAAGUGUUUUUGAUGGCUCUUGAAGUGAUUAAAGAUGCUAAGCCAAGGAAUGCAGAUAUUAUCCGGGGGCUUGUUGAAAGGCUCAAGGAGAAGAAAGGAGGAGGGCCCGAGAAAAUCAAGGAUGUUCUUGAGUGCCUUGGAUUUAGGCUUGAUGCAGGGAAUGCCGAGUAUCUUAGCCAUAGGAAUCCCUGUGUGCGGUAUAACCUGCUAGACUAUUCGAUGAGGAAGGGAUGCAAGGAUAGAAUGUUUCUGAAGAAGGUCGGAGAUUGCAUGAUGGAUCCUGUUGGAGAAGUUCGUGGGAAAGCGAUUGAGGUUGUGAGCAGUGUUUAUGGAAAGUAUGGAGAUGUCUUUGAGGUAAUAACUGACCAGGGAAUAUUGCAGAAGAUUCGAAAGGUGAUAAGCGAAGCAAACAAGCAGCAGAGCAAAGCGGAGAGUGUAGUUGUAAGUUAUAAGAGCGAGAAGCAGACGAUUGCUGAGAGAGCAGGAGAUAGAGAAGCAAUUGGUACGAGUGAGAAAAUAAAAGCGAGGCCGAGCGAUAUUAAGAUGAAUCUGAUGCAGGAAAAGCCCAAGGAGAAUGCAGUGCUGGAUGAUGCUAAUAGUAUGAAGGAGGUGAAAGUUGCAGACAAAGCAAAAGAAAAGGCAGCAGGGGAUAGCUCAAGCAGCAGCAAGAGAAAAUGUGCACAAGGAAAUUCUGAAGUUUUUGUAAAGAGUUUCAAUAAGCAAAGAGUUAAGGGAAGUGGAGCGCGAGAGGAUGUAUUUACGAAGCAUUUUAUUGAAAAGAUGGAUAGGGAUCUAUUUCAUAAGGUAGUUGAGAUGUUUGAUGGGAUUGACAAGGUGGCAGUGAGUGAUUUUUUUAUAGACUAUAUGGUGAAAUCGAAAGCACCAGAAGCACCGAUUAAUUCGAUGCUGCUUUCAUUUAUUUCGAGCAAGUAUAUUUUGAAGGAGUGUGAAUGCAAGCAGCUUGUUGAGUAUCUGCUUGAGGAGGGUAUGUUUGAGGAGUUGAAGAUGAUGGAUAGGGUGUAUCCUGUGACCAAGCUGUUUCUUGUAUAUCAGAAAAUAGGAAGCAAGCAAUCGAAUGAUGAAAUAUUGAAGCUAGUCAAGAAAUACAAGAUGUUUAGAGGGAAUAAGAAGAUGUUUAUUGAUGGAGUUAGAAGGGAUGGAGGAGUAAUUGUUGAUGAUGUGAUAAAGGGAUGUCCUGACUUCCUGAGUUUUGUGGAUGAGCUUGAAGGUAGUUUUAUGUCUACGAAGGAAGCUGAUGCUGAUGAAAAGAUGCAGACUCCAAGUGAAGGAAGAGAAGAGGUGGUUGAGCUACCUGAGUAUGUAAGCAGAGGGGUUUGCGGCAAUGCUGAAGAAUACAUGAAUGCACCGUUUGUACAGAAUGAAUCGUUUGUGGUUGACGAAGUAGAUAUUGAAGCGUCUUUUGAUGCAUUGAGCAUCCACUCGGCAUCUGGGCUUGGAACACCGAAUAGCAAGAAGAUUAGGAGAAGCAUCGAGUUUACCAAUGAAUCUAGGAAGGAGGAGGGAGGACUGGGUGUUGUACUUGACUAUCUUAUUGACUCGAACCCGAAUGUAAGCAAAGUUGCGUUCAAAAGGCUUAUGAGCAUUAUUGAUACGGAUUUGGAGCAGCUACUGGCGUUUUCGAAUUCGAUAGUGAGUUCGAUUUCGAUCCAGUUAUUUGAUGUCCUUCACGAUGGUUUGUUUUCCUCACUGAUUCUACAGGUUUUUUUCAAGCUUAGCCAAAGCCAAGUUUUUUGCAGGCAUCUGAGAAAGGAAACACUUUCUGGGGCAAAUUCUGAUCUUAUUAAGAUAAUGAAGAAGCAUGGAAUGAAUGGAAGGAGUGAAGAGAUGCGGAAGGGCUUACCAAGUAUUUCUGCACAGGACAGUAUGCUUGUUGGAGAGAUACUGAUUAAUCUGUGCCUGAACUCGAAGCCAAGCCAGAUUCUUGAGGUUUAUUUAGAGAUGUUAGAGUGCUCUAAGGAAGAAAUAUUGCUGAAACUUAUCUGGAGGCAUUCUAAAACACUGAAGAUGGAUGAUAAAGACGAGAUUCGCAGGGUACUGUAUGCAUUGAUGAAGUUUUAUGAUAGUAAUUAUAGCAGUGCUGUUUCUGAGGAUGGAGUAGCAUUGAAGAUUUUGCAGCUGCAUCUGAAGGAGAUUGUGAGGUUUUACAAGGAGGAUGUUUAUGGAUUUGGGCUAAGAGGUUUGGCAAAAGUGUUCGCUGAUGGUUUGCUACGUAGUAAUGAGAUGAUGCGCCGUAGUGAAGCAGAGGACAUCAAGGAUGCUUUAUGA
Molecule: messenger RNA, 3075 nt
Organism: Ordospora pajunii
Lineage: Eukaryota; Fungi; Microsporidia; Ordosporidae
Exons: 1
Coding region: 1-3075 (1024 amino acids)
Biological process (GO): mitotic spindle organization; centrosome duplication; establishment or maintenance of microtubule cytoskeleton polarity
Cellular component (GO): centrosome; microtubule plus-end; spindle pole
Molecular function (GO): microtubule plus end polymerase activity; microtubule plus-end binding
Source: RefSeq, a predicted model, not a curated record